AUGACACCUUAUGAGGCAUUGUAUGGGCGGCGGUGUAGGACACCGUUGUGUUGGAAUCAGGAUGGAGAAUCCUUGGUGUUGGGUCCCGAGUUUCUACAACAGACUUCUGAGAAGGUUAGGGCGAUUCAGGAGAGAAUGAGGGCCACUCAGAGUAUUGGGAGGGCCAUCAAAUCAAGGAAUUUAACUCCGAGGUUUGUUGGGCCUUAUCAGAUUUUGAGGAGAAUUGGCGCUGCAGCUUAUGAGAUCGCCCUGCCACCACACUUGGCGAAUCUGCACAACGUAUUUCAUGUCUCUCAGUUGAGGAAAUACAUAGCAGAUCCAUCCCAUGUCCUGGAGUCAGACGAUAUUCAGAUCCGGGAGGAUUUGACUGUGAACACUGGACCAGUGAGGAUUCUAAACUCGCAAGUGAAAAAGCUGCGAGGGAAGGAAAUCAGGACCGUGAAAGUACUAUGGGAUGAGAGUACUCAGGAGAUGACCUAG
Molecule: messenger RNA, 480 nt
Organism: Vigna unguiculata (cowpea)
Lineage: Eukaryota; Viridiplantae; Streptophyta; Magnoliopsida; Fabales; Fabaceae
Source: RefSeq, a predicted model, not a curated record